GAUUGCGUGCCGAAUCAACUGGCACUCAAGCAAACAAAAUAAAAUACCCUUGCAACACACUGGCUAUUUGUGGAGCAGGGAAGAAGUCUGCAGGGAUUCGUCAGUCUCCAGGUCUGCAGAGAAGACAGAAGCAUCAUGAGCACAGCAGGGAAAGUAAUAAAAUGCAAAGCAGCUGUGCUGUGGGAGCUAAACAAACCCUUUUCCAUUGAAGAGGUGGAAGUUGCACCCCCUAAGGCCCAUGAAGUUCGUAUUAAGAUGGUGGCCACAGGAAUCUGCCGCUCAGAUGAUCACGUGGUCACUGGAAAUUUGGUCUGGCCUCUCCCUGUGAUUUUAGGCCACGAGGCAGCUGGUAUUGUAGAGAGCAUUGGAGAAGGGGUGACUACAGUAAAGCCAGGUGAUAAAGUCAUCCCGCUCUUUAAUCCCCAAUGUGGAAAAUGCAAAGUUUGUAAACACCCUGAGGGCAACAUCUGUGUGAAAAGCAGUCUAAAAAAUCCCCGGGGGACCUUGGAGGAUGGCACCAGCAGGUUCACCUGUAGGGGGAAGCCAAUCAACCACUUCAUUCACACCAGCACCUUCUCCCAGUACACAGUGGUGGAUGAGAUGGCCGUGGUCAAAAUUGAUGCCGCUUCCCCACUGGAGAAAGUCUGCCUCAUCGGCUGUGGAUUUACAACUGGUUAUGGCUCUGCAGUCAAAGUUGCCAAGGUCACCCAAGGUUCCACCUGCGCUGUGUUUGGCCUGGGAGGAGUUGGCCUGUCUGUUAUCAUGGGCUGCAAAGCAGCCGGAGCAGCCAGGAUCAUUGGAGUGGAUAUCAACAAAGACAAAUUUGCAAAAGCCAAAGAGGUGGGUGCCACUGAGUGCAUCAACCCUCAAGACUACAACCAACCCAUCCAGGAGGUGCUGAAGGAAAUGAGUGGUGGAGGGGUGGACUUUUCAUUUGAAGUCAUUGGUCGACUUGACACUAUGCUUUCUGCCCUGUUAUGCUGUCAAGAUGCAUAUGGUGUAAGUGUCAUCGUAGGGGUACCUCCCAAUGCCCAAAGCAUCUCUGUGGAUCCUAUUCUGCUGCUGUGUGGACGCACCUGGAAAGGAGGAGUUUUUGGUGGUUUUAAGAGUAAAGAUUCUGUCCCCAAACUGGUGGCUGAUUUUAUGGCUAAGAAGUAUUCAUUGGAUCCAUUAAUAACUAAUGUUUUACCUUUUGAAAAAAUAAAUGAAGGGUUUGAACUGCUUCGCUCUGGAAAGAGUAUCCGUACCAUCCUGACAUUUUGAGACCAUCCAGAUGCCUUUGGAGCAGUCUUCUGACUCUUCCCAUCAUCCGGAGUAUCAGCCAGAAAAACAUCAAUUUUGUUCAUUAGAGAUGUAAUCAAUAACAUUACACAUGCAAGCUUUUCCUGAAAGAUCAGAAAUUCUUAUGAAAUCAUUUUUUCAAGCAAAUAUUUAAAAUCCACAUGAGAGUUAUUGAACAUUAGCAGGUGAUUAACGCUAGUAAGCUUUUCUUCUUAAGCAUUUGACUUAUGCCAUCUUUUCUUUUGAGGAAGGAUACUUCUUGUGAUUCUUGUAUUUUUUUUUUUUUCUAUCUUUUUAACCACCAAUCAUUUACACUAAGUGGAGGGACUCUUCCACUGUCCCCAACAUAAACACAGCAGGAUAUUGUGCUUGUAGUCACCUGUAUCUACCUUAUUUCCACUGUCUGUAUUUUCCUUUCUAUGAAAUGUAAUCAAAAUCAUAGCAUGGGGGCUGGGGUUGUGGCUCAGUGGUAGAGUGCUCCUAUAGCAUGUGUGAGGCCCUGGGUUCAAUCCUCAAUACCACAUUAAAAAUAAAGGUAUAUAUAUAUAUAUAUAUAUUUAAUUUUUAAAAAUCAUAGCAUGGUAAAAGAUAGACUCAGGUUUAAAAAUGAAUAUUCAGCACUUCUCAAUCCAGGGACUUUCUUAGUUAUUCAAAGGCAAUAUCACACAUUUUCAUACAGUGGUGGGAAAUGUUUUUUUUUUUUUUUUUAUUGUUGUUAUACUAUUUUCUUUGCAGUGAAUAUGUAAUUGCUCUCAAAUAAAAUCAGGAAUCUUGUUUUAUGUGAUAAAUGUGAGGUUUGGAUAGUAAAUGUGGAAAAUAAACUAUUUCUGUACCAUAUUUUAAAAACUCUGUAAUUUAUACUUAUGAAGGCAUUUUAUGGGCUAAACAGUUAAUGAUUACAACUGACUAAGGUGUCACUCCUUUUUGUUAAAAAUAAUGGAAUGACUUUUAAAGUGCAGGGGCAAUGGGAAUGGAAGUAACUGUGAACACAGCAUUUAAGAUUGUAACUUAGCAAUGGCACAAACACCCAAGAAAUAUAUUUUCUAAGUAGA
Messenger RNA from Sciurus carolinensis (gray squirrel), 2333 nucleotides. Its product is annotated as alcohol dehydrogenase E chain. Gene Ontology annotation, molecular function: zinc ion binding; all-trans-retinol dehydrogenase (NAD+) activity. Gene Ontology annotation, biological process: retinoic acid metabolic process; retinol metabolic process. Lineage: Eukaryota; Metazoa; Chordata; Mammalia; Rodentia; Sciuridae. Gene Ontology annotation, cellular component: cytosol. The record is from RefSeq and is a predicted model, not a curated record. The transcript is spliced from 9 exons. The coding region runs from base 136 to 1263 and encodes 375 amino acids.